Messenger RNA from Entrophospora sp. SA101, 174 nucleotides. The record is from the annotation of a GenBank genome assembly. Lineage: Eukaryota; Fungi; Glomeromycota; Glomeromycetes; Entrophosporales; Entrophosporaceae.
AUGUUCAAAAAUAAGGUUUAUAUAAUUGUAUUACAACGAGAUGUAAAUAAAGACGAAGAUGAUAACGAUGAAGAGGAAGGUAAUGAUAAUAAGGAAGAAGGUGAAGACGUGAAGGAAGAGUUAAUUCGUAUCUUAAAAGAAGAAGACGAUGAUUUUUGGUGUUUUAAGAUGUAA